CCUUAGUAAAUAUGAAGACUGCUGCUACUGUUUUCCCUACAGUUCUGGUGCUACUGCUGCUAUCCUUUCAGACCCCUUCUGCACUGGCUGCCAGAAAGUCUUAUGUGGUGUACCUUGGGAGGAAUUCCCAUGGAGUAUCCAAGGGAACGGUUCUGAAUGGAGUUGAGAUGAGCAGGACCUACCACAAGUUGUUGGCUUCUUGCAUGAAAAGCAAGGAGAAGGCAAAACAAGCCAUAUUCUAUUCAUAUUCUAGCCACAUCAAUGGCUUUGCAGCUAUUCUUGAAGAUGAAGAAGUUGAACAACUUUCAAGUCACCCUGAGGUUGUCUUGGUGUCUCCGAAUGAUGAGUACGAGCUGCAAACCACAAGGACAUGGGAAUUCAUGGGUCUCGAGGAAAGUGGCGGGCAUGUCCCAGACGAUUCGAUUUGGAAGAAAGCAAGGUUCGGCGAAGACGUCAUCAUCGGCAAUCUCGAUACUGGGGUGUGGCCAGAGUCACCAAGCUUUGACUGCAGUGACACCAUGGGUGACAUUCCAUCCAGGUGGAAAGGUAGCUGUGAUACCAGUGAUGGAUUCAAAUGCAACAAGAAGCUCAUCGGAGCAAAAUAUUUCAACAAGGGCUUCUCUGCCGCAGCAGCAACAACAGGGCGAGUAGUACCCAACCUCACCGCUGCCGACGAUGCCUCGGUAACUUCCUCGGCACGAGACGAAGCGGGCCACGGCUCACACACCCUCUCCACGGCGGGCGGCUGCUUCGUCCCUAACGCCAACUUACUCGGAUCGGCCAAUGGCACGGCCAAAGGCGGCUCCCCCAAGGCCAGGCUCGCCACCUACAAGGUCUGCUGGCCGAGCUGCUACGCCGCGGAUAUAACAGCUGCGUUCGACGCUGCGAUUCAAGAUGGAGUAGAUAUACUCUCGCUUUCCCUUGGGAGCAGCGGGGCUAGGGAGUACAGCUCCGACAGCAUUGCCAUCGGUGCGUUCCACGCAGUGAGGAAUGGGAUCACCGUCGUGUGCUCGGCGGGGAACUCUGGACCGUAUGCUUCGACCGUGACGAAUGUGGCGCCGUGGAUCUUGACGGUGGGAGCUAGUACGGUUGAUCGGAGGUUUGUGUCCAGUGUCACGCUUGGGAACGGGGAGCAAUACAAGGGCUUCAGCUUCCAUACCAACACCUCACCGGCUAAACAGUUCUAUCCACUAAUCCGUGGGGUGGAUGCCAAGUCUGCAGAUGCUGACGACAGUGACGCAAAGUAUUGCUUCCCUGAGGCACUCGACUCGAGCAAAGUGAAAGGCAAGGUUGUGUUCUGCAUGCGCGGUGGCUCGGACGUGGAGAAGAGCCAGGGGAUUUCUCAAGCCGGAGGGGUUGGAGUGAUUCUAGCAAACUCAUUCUCCACUUCCAUUUCUCCUCAAGCUCACUUCGUGCCUACUUCAAUGGUCUCCAAACAAGAUAGUGAUUCCAUUGCAUCCUACAUAUCCACCACACAGUCUCCUGAAGCUUAUCUAAGUGGUGAAACUGAAAUUGGUGAAGUAGUAGCACCUGUCAUGGCUUCCUUUUCAUCUGUUGGACCCAACAGACUCACUUCAGAGAUCCUCAAGCCUGAUAUAACGGCGCCUGGAAUGUACAUACUAGCUGCAUACACAGAAUCAGUCGGGCCAACUGGUGGUGGAGACAAUCGUCGUCUCCCUUUCAACAUCAUAUCAGGAACAUCCAUGUCGUGCCCCCACGUUACUGGCAUUGCAGGGCUUCUGAAGACCAUCCACCCUGACUGGAGUCCUGCUGCAAUCAGAUCAGCAAUCAUGACCACCGCUACAACAACAAGCAACAAGGGAGAGGCAAUCCUGACAUCAUCAGGAAGCAAUGCAACCCCCUUCAACUACGGAGCGGGACAUGUCCAACCCAACAAAGCAAUGGAUCCAGGCUUGGUGUAUGAUUUGAAUCUCACAGAUCACCUCAACUUCUUGUGCUACAUUGGCUACAGUUCUACACAAAUCUCGAUGUUCUAUGACAAGUCGUACCAAUGCCCAGCAAAGAGCAACACAAGUCUAUCGAGUAUCAACUACCCAUCCAUCACGGUCACUGAGCUAUCAGGAGAAAUCACGCUGACUCGAACCCUUAAGAACGUAGGAACACCAGGUACGUACACUGCUACAGUCAGAGCACCGACGGGAAUAUCGAUCGGGGUUGAACCGGAAACAUUGAAAUUUGAGAAAUCAAAUGAGGAAAAGAGCUUCCAGAUUACAUUGAAGCCCGAGGAAACUGCAGGGAGUGAGUAUGUGUUUGGGCAGCUUACUUGGUCGGAUGGGGUGCAUAAUGUUACAAGUCCGAUUACUGUAAGCAGGGCAGAAAACAGAGUCCAACUAAUGUAAACUCUCUUUGUAUCUAUGUACCUUUUCUACUGUAAGUACAAUUACUAGUGUGGUAAUCACUCUCCAUCUCUUAUCCAAUCGGCUCAGUUAAUUGAUCUCGUCAACUCUUUUCUACACGCUACUUACAAUCUUGAAGCAUACUAUUCAUUGUAGACAGUUCCUGUCUAGCAAAAAUUUACCAUGACGAUCCAACACAGACUCCAAAAUGCCAUCAGGCUCUAUUUGAUUUUCCAACAUCAAUCUACAAACAAGGCCAGCCGCAGCUGCAUCUCCAACAUGCAAGUAUCCACAUAGAAGAGCUGUGUAUGCCGUCGCGUCGGGUUGUAGCCCUCUAUCAAUCAUCUCUUUGAAAAAUUUCAUAGCACCCUUCAUAUCAUUUUCUUUGCAGCGUGCGUCUAUCAAAACAGUAUACAUAACAGGAUCAGGCUCCACAUCCAUUAGUUUACCAUACAAGAAAGGUCCUACUACAGCAUUGCUGUUGUUGAUUUCCCUAUUCCUACUUCUCUUGCACCUUAUUUCCUUCAAUUCCCCCUUCAGCAAAACUGUAUAAGUGAUAACAUCUGGUUCAACCCCUUUGGCCUCCAUAUCAUGGAAAAGAUUGACGGCCUCCUUCAAGUGAUCGAUACUGCAAUACAGAUUCAUUAUCGUUGUGUACGUCACCACAUCCGGGUUAAUCCCAUUUGCCUUCAUUUCAUUGAAUAAUUCUAGGGCCUUUCUUAUUUCUCCAGCACGCAAAAGCAUGUUUAUGACUCUGCUGCACACAAUAUUCGAGUAAUUAGCCCUUAGCUCUAAUACCUUCUUAACCAGUUGAAUACACUUCUUGAUAUCAUGUUCCAAACUGGAAAGCAGCUUCAAGCAAGAACGUUUCCUCAGUAUGUGCCCUUUUUCAACCAGAUAAAUAAAAAGAGCAAAGGCCUUAUCUGACCUUUUUUCUGAACAGUAAGCAUUCACCAUGCUACAAUAGAUAUCCAAGCUCGGGUUUUCCAGUGCGGCUAAAAAAGCUUCUGCAUCUUCCAAUUUUCCUUCUGUGGCUAGCCCUUCAAUAAUGACACUGUAUGUCCCAUUGUUAGGUUCAAUACCAGAGUCCUUCAUGUAAUUUAACAAGUACUUCACUUCUUGAGUAAAACCCAAUCUGGCCAAACCAGAAGCAAGUACAUUAUAAAGGACGACAUCGGGGGUAAUCCCAUUCCGCUUCAUUUCUUCGAAUAAUUUCAUGGCCUCGUCAAGUUUACCUUCGUCACAGUAACCACUAAAGACAGUUGUAUAGUUAAUGACAUCAGGAUGCACAUGAUUAACUUUCAUCUUGGUCAGCAGUGCAGCAGCCACUUCCACCUUCCCCAACUUGCAAAACCCCUUCAUCACCAUAUUGUAGCAAAACUUAUCGAGGUAAACAUCGGCAUUCUUAUACCUCCUGAACAAGCUCACGACUUUAGAGAACUCACCUGCUUGACAACAGCCCUGAAGAAUCAAGCCAACAACCACAGAAUUCGUUCUCAACCCUCUGGACAACAUCUCCUCUUGAAGAUCUACAGCAGCAUCUAGAUUCCCAUCCCUGCACAGCCCACGAAUCACAGCUGAAUAAGCAAACUCAUCAACCGGAACCUUAGCUUCUAAAAAACAUCGAAGCGCUUGAUGACCUGAAUCGGAGCUAUGAUGCUUACACAACCCUUGGAUGUAAGUGGAGCAGGUAAAAGCAUUCGGAGUCAUCCCACAUUUCUCCAUUUCCAGAAGAACAUCCAAUGCUUCCUUCAACCAACCUUUUUCACAGAAUGCCUUAACAAUAAAUCCAUAAAUAUGAUGAUUAAGCUGCAAUCCAAUGCGGUCCUCCAGCUCCAUAUAAAUGGCCAGAGCAGAAUCGACCUCACCACACUCAAUCAAACGGUUCAUGAGAAAUUCACAU
Messenger RNA from Linum tenue, 4260 nucleotides. The record is from the annotation of a GenBank genome assembly. Lineage: Eukaryota; Viridiplantae; Streptophyta; Magnoliopsida; Malpighiales; Linaceae.